GCUGCGAGCUUUUCAUGAUCCUCUAAUGUAAAAGAUUGGUCUCACAGAUAGCACCAAAUUUCUGAAGGAUUGCGAGCAAGGACCCCUGUAGCAACGAUUUGUGAUUUGUUUUGACAAGAGUGCUCUUUACCCAGAUUUUGGUAUUAGCCUUCUCCCAUGGGAGUUAUCUUUGAUGAGCCUAAAUAUCCAGUGAUAGACAAGGCUCCAGGAUUUUGGAAGACAGUGAGCAACUUCAGUCUUGGGGACAUCGCCAUAUUCGGGGGCACAGCAGCAAUCUGCGGGCCCUUGGGCUACUAUGUAGGCACCCCUGCCGUCAUUCGCGUACCCUCCAUGUGGGCAGGGUUGACAUUGGGAGCCACAGCAGGAUUUAUGAUGGCAUACCAGAAUUCUUCUGGACGAUUGAUGGGCCUAAACCCCAAUGACCGAGAAGUCGAAGUGAACCUCACAAAGAAGAGCUGAGAUGUCUUUCAAUGAAGACUGGUGCAAUUGCAAGGAUAUUUUUUGGCAUGUUAUGUGGACCGGUUCGAUCUUCACAUGUGAAAUGGGGAAUCGACCAGCAUGCAAGGCUUAGGCUGCUCAGGCUGAGUCCAGCUAGGCAUGAGCAGCAGUCAAGGACCUAUAAGAAAUUGGGACGACUAGAGAGAAUUUGUGAGGUUAUAUCUGGGUCCUUUGCUUGGUCACGACACCUCAGAGAAGUAGAAGUCUGAGCAGGCUGUGCUCUGCGUAAAAAGAUAUCCUCCUGGAAUGGCUGAUGAGGGAAAUUUAUCCUUGAUACCAACACUAUGCUUUAAGAAGGUAUCCAAACUGUAAUAUGCAAGGGUUACUU
This is a messenger RNA of Coccomyxa subellipsoidea C-169, 826 nucleotides long. RefSeq lists its product as hypothetical. The coding region runs from base 157 to 459 and encodes 100 amino acids. The record is from RefSeq and is a predicted model, not a curated record. The transcript is spliced from 4 exons. Lineage: Eukaryota; Viridiplantae; Chlorophyta; Trebouxiophyceae; Coccomyxaceae.